UUGAUUUAAAAUAAAUGACCUUUGGGUAUGCUGUAUAACAUACACACAUGAAGUUCCUAUUUCUAUCAUCAACCCACUUUUUUGCUUUGCGCUUGUCAUUAGAAUUCUUUCAUUUAUAGUCACCAUCCAAAAAAAAAAAGAAGGUUUGAGACAAACCACGACCCUAUAAUCUUUCAUCUAUUUGGCAUUGUCAUGGUGACAAAUAUCCAAUCAAAGUUGUGAAAAAUAAAAAUAAAGGUACUCUGUGCGAGUAUUUUUUUAUUUUUUAUUUUUUUUUUAUUUUGUGUUUGCUCUCAGUCAUCUAUCUAAAUGAACAUGCUACGACCCAUGCGACUGUAUUAUAGUCAGGUGCGUUUGUACUCUAGUCAAACACUUGUUCAACUCCAACACGCCAACGUGUUUCGGUUUGGAGCAAAAGAACCUGUUUUCCAAGACCUUUCAUUUACCCUCAAGAAGGACGACCGACUGGUGAUUGUGGGUCCUGUCAGUGCUGGUAAAACCACACUAGCACAAACGAUUGCUGGUAAACACUCGAUUCAGCCAUUAUCAGCAGCCAAAUGGCCAAUUAUUGACCCUUCUGUGUCACCUUACGCAUCAGAUCAUGUUCACCUGGUAUCCUUCAAGGAAAACUCUGGACGCUUUUCGUACAAUAACCAUUAUUACCAAGAGAGAUUUAAUUUCAGUGACCCAGAUAACGAUGUGACUUUAAAAGACUAUUUAUCCACAGAUGAGGAUCCAUCCAGUGUAUCGGAAGUAGCUAAACAAUUGAAUAUCGAGGAAUUAUUACCUCUUUCAUUUGUAAAGUUAUCCAAUGGCCAAACUCGACGAGCAAGAAUUGCACGCGCUUUAUUAAAUAAGCCCAAAAUGCUUGUUUUAGACGAACCACUUAUGGGAUUAGAUGUUGAACAUCGGCAACACUUGCUGGAUGUAUUAGGAAAGCUUGUUAUACCUGUCGUUUUAGUGCUUCGACCUCAAGAUGAAUUUCCUAGUUGGGCUACAGACGUAAUGCAGUUACAAGAGAUGAAGAUUGUUUGGCAAGGACAACCCCAAGAUUAUCAAGAAAAACGAAACCAAUUAUUAACACAAAAGGAAGAAGAGAUGGAUGUGUAUGAAGCACCUGAUACCGACAAUAACGAAUCGAUUGUGGAGAUGAAGGAUAUCAAGGUGACUUACAGUGGACAUCCAGUAUUAGCGGGAAUCAACUGGACAAUUCGAAAGGGAGAACGAUGGGCACUGAUGGGACCAAACGGGUCAGGAAAGACAACAUUAUUAUCCCUUGUCACAGGUGAUCAUCCCCAGGCUUACGCCAACAACCUGUCCCUAUUUGGUCGUCAACGGGGUACGGGAGAAAGUAUCUGGGAAAUUAAGGAAAAGAUUGGAACGGUCAGUCCCGAAAUUCACCUUUAUUUUAAUCAGAAUUUGACAGCUUUGGAAGCGGCGGGUACAGGGUUCUUUGAUGUGGUUGUUCCCAGACCCAUCUCAGAGAGCCAAUCAGAAACCGUCUCUCAAUUAUUUAAGGAGUUUGACAUUCAACCUCUUUUGGAGCAGAAAUUACAACACAUGUCCACAGGUGAGCAACGUAUGGUACUUCUCGUACGUUCAUUAGUAAAGAUGCCAUCCUUGAUUAUUUGGGAUGAACCCUUUCAAGGUUUAGACGACACGAUGAUUACAAAAGUCAAUGAGUGGUUAGAAAAGCACAUGCGACCGGAUCAAACCUUGAUCAUGGUCACUCAUCAUGAACAGGAAAUCCCGCGUGCAGUCACCAAACGCUUUCAACUUUGAUGAUAAUAAAAAAAA
Molecule: messenger RNA, 1797 nt
Organism: Mucor mucedo
Lineage: Eukaryota; Fungi; Mucoromycota; Mucoromycetes; Mucorales; Mucoraceae
Product: P-loop containing nucleoside triphosphate hydrolase protein
Exons: 4
Coding region: 310-1782 (490 amino acids)
Cellular component (GO): mitochondrion
Molecular function (GO): ATP hydrolysis activity; ATP binding
Source: RefSeq, a predicted model, not a curated record